Messenger RNA from Aegilops tauschii subsp. strangulata, 1099 nucleotides. Its product is annotated as protein LURP-one-related 8. The record is from RefSeq and is a predicted model, not a curated record. Lineage: Eukaryota; Viridiplantae; Streptophyta; Magnoliopsida; Poales; Poaceae.
CCCGUUCCAUUCCGUUCCAUCCAAUGGCCUGCCGAAAUAUAAAACCAACGGCGCUCCUCGAUCGCAUCGACGGACCAGACAACAGCGAUCAUGAGCCGCAUACACCCCAACGCGGAGGCCUCCAGGCGUCUCCUGCGGGACGGCGCCGGCGCCGGCGCCGCCGAGGCGGCGCCGGCGUGCUACACGGUCUGGAUGAGGUCCAGCAUGGGCUUCCAGGGCACCGACGGCUUCUCCGUCUACGACGCCGGCGGCGAGCUGGCCUUCCGCGUCGACAACUACUCCCGCCGCCGGAAGAUCUUCGCCGGCGAGCUCACGCUCAUGGACGGCCACGGCGCGCCGCUCCUCUCCCUCAGGCCGCAGAUCAUCAGCAUGCACGACCAAUGGAACUGCUACAAAGCACCAGAAGAAGGCCAAGCAAAGAGGGCAAGAUCACAGCAGCUCUUCUCGGUGAGGAAAUGCUCGGUCCUGCAGAACAACCGUGAAGCAGAAGUUUACAUGUCUUCAGCCUGCACCACCACCACCACCACCACCACCACCGACGCAUCAGCAUCAGACCAUGGCACCACUGGCCACCAGUCCCCCGGCUUCUGGAUCGAGGGCUGCUUCCGGAGGAGAAACUGCAAGAUCCGCAGGGCUCACGACGGCAAAGAGGUGGCGAGGAUCGCGAGGAAGAAGGCGAGGACACCUGCGACGCCUGACACGGCGCCUCUGACACUCGGCGAGGACGUCUUCAGCCUCGUGGUGCAACGGGACGCCGAUUGCACGAUGAUCAUGGCCCUCGUCGUCGUUCUGGACCGGAUCUGCUGGAGGCCGUAUACGCCGUUGAUAUGUUCUUCGUAGCCCGCGCUGAGGCGGUGAUCGACGAACCUCUGUUCGUUUUACACAAGGAAAUGUAGAUGCUUUUUUUCCAGUUCUUCAAGUGACUGUCGCCUGAAGCAAGCAAGAGCCAGUGGAGAUGAAGUGCUGUUCAGUUAGUUGCAGCUGUGGGUUGGCUGAAAGCCUGAUCUAACUUGUAGUAAAACGUCGAACAAAGUUCUGACAUGCAGCAAUGCGGUGCAUCAAAAAUGAAAUCCCAACAAUAUGAAUCUCGGACUUGAAA